AUGGACGAAAUCAAAGAAGAGGUUAAUGACGAAUUAUUAUAUGAAGUGGAUUCGAAAAAUAAUGAAAUAUGUGACAAUAUUAGUGAUAAUAAGUUACAUUCAGAAUUAAUUUUAAAAGAUGAAAGCUAUGAUGCAAUAUUUGAAGAAGCUGAAACUGAUUUAAAUUAUCAUGAAUUGUUAAAGGAAAAUUAUUUUUGUGAUAAAAUUUUUACAACUGAAAUUGAAUUACGUAACCAUGAAAAAUUACUCAAGCAUAAAUUGUAUACAUGUGAUGUGUGUGAUAAAAAGUUUAAGCAACAACAAUAUUUAACUGUUCAUAAACGAACACAUACUGGAGAAAAACCAUUUGGUUGUGAUAUUUGUAAUAAAAAAUUUAUCCAAAAACACCAUUUAGUUCUUCAUAAACGAUCACAUACUGGAGAAAAACCAUUUGGUUGUGAUAUUUGUAAUAAAAAAUUUAUCCAAAAACACCAUUUAGUUGGACAUAAACGAACACAUACUGGAGAAAAACCAUUUGGUUGUGAUAUUUGUAAUAAAAAAUUUUUCCAAAAACACCAUUUAGUUCUACAUAAACGAUCACAUACUGGAGAAGAGAUAUUCUCGUGUGAUGUUUGUGAUAAAAAAUUUGUUCACUCACAACUUUUAAUUCGACAUAAACGAACACAUACUGGGGCAAAACCAUUUUCAUGUUAUAUUUGUGAAAAAAAAUUUAAACACCAAUACGUUUUAGUUGCACAUGAACGAAUUCAUACUGGAGAAAAACCAUUCUCUUGUGAUGUUUGUGAGAAAAAAUUUAACAUAAAACAGAAUUUAGUUCGACAUAAACGAUUACAUACUGGGAAAGAAUCAUUCUCAUGUGACGAAUGUGAAAGAAAAUUUAACUCAGAACAUCAUUUAAUUAAACAUAAACUAAAAAUACAUACUACAGAAAAACCAGCCCCGUGUGAUGGUCAUAAUAAAACAUUUAAGUUUAAGAAGAGUUUAGUAAAACAAAGACUUGUACAUUUAAGACCACCAACACCUCCAUACGUAUGUGAAGAUUGUGAUCUAAUUAUUACCAAUCAAAAUGAAUUAAAAGAUCAUAGCAUUGCAGAGAAAGCAACAUUGACCUCAUUAUUGGAUGUGACACCAACGCGCACUGCGAGGCGUGGGGCAGCACAGACAAUAAUGGGAGAGGGUCGAUCUUCUGGAAUACCUUACAGAAGAAAACUUGGAUUUCCUGAACAGAGGGUCGGAACCGACCUUCGUCACAGCGAUGAAAUAUUAGAUGGAACUAUUUUAAUGGAAGGUGGACACAUUACAAAUGAAGAAGAAGGCAGCAAUGAUAGUUAUAGUGUUGUGACUACAAUUAAUUAUGAAAAUAUUAAACUUGAAAAAGAAUUACAUACAGAACUAAUUAUUAAAGAUGAAAUAUUAGAUGAAACUGAUUUAGAAGAAAAACCAUUUGUAUGUGAUAUUUGUAAUAAAACAUUUAAUGAGAAAAGUAAUUUAGCUAAACAUAAACGCAUUCAUGGUGGAGAAAAGUCAUUUUCAUGUGAUGUUUGUAAUCAAAGAUUUACUACAUCAUCGAGUUUAGUUAAACAUAAAAAACGUAUUCACACCGCAGAGAAACCAUUUUCAUGUGAUGUUUGUAAUAAAACAUUUACUUGGCAAAGUGAUUUAGUUGUACAUAAACGGUUUCAUAGUGGAGCAAAACCAUUUUCAUGUGAUGUUUGUAAUAAAAAAUUUACUCAGAAAGGUGAUUUAGUUAGACAUAAACGUAUUCACACCGGAGAGAAACCAUUUUCAUGUGAUGUUUGUAAUAAAACAUUUACUUGGCAAAGUGAUUUAGUUGUACAUAAACGGUUUCAUAGUGGAGCAAAACCAUUUUCAUGUGAAAUUUGUAAUAAAACAUAUGCUAAUCUAUUUUCAUGUCAUAUUUGUAAUAAAAGAUUUACUGCAUCACCGAAUUUAGUUAAACAUAAACGUAUUCACACCGGAGAGAAACCAUUUUCAUGCGAUGUUUGUAAUAAAACAUUUAAUGAGGAAACUAAUUUAGUUCAUCAUAAACGCAUUCAUGGUGGAGAAAAGCCAUUUUCAUGUGAUGUUUGUAAUAAAACAUUUACUCAGAAAGGUCAUUUAGUUAAACAUAAACUGAUUCACACUGGAGAAAAACCAUUUUCAUGUGAUGUUUGCAAUAAAACAUUUACUCAGCAAGGUAAUUUAGCUAAACAUAAACUAAUUCACACUGGAGAAAAACCAUUUUCAUGUGAUGUUUGCAAUAAAACAUUUACUCAGCAAGGUAAUUUAAAUGCACAUAAACGAUUUCAUAGUACAGAAAGUACAUUUCCUUGUGAUAUUUGUAAUAAAACAUUUAUCCAGAAAAGUGAUUUAGUUGUACAUAAACGAUUUCAUAGUGGAAAAAAACCAUUUCCAUGUGAUAUCUGUGAUAAAAGAUUUACUACAUCAUCGAAUUUAGUUAGACAUAAACGUAUUCACACCGGAGAGAAACCAUUUUCAUGUGAAAUUUGUAAUAAAACAUUUACUCGACAAAAUUAUGUAGUUCAACAUAAACGUAUUCACAAUCGAUAA
Chrysoperla carnea is the source of this 2571-nucleotide messenger RNA. RefSeq names its product zinc finger protein 678-like. The transcript has 6 exons. Gene Ontology annotation, cellular component: nucleus. Lineage: Eukaryota; Metazoa; Arthropoda; Insecta; Neuroptera; Chrysopidae. Gene Ontology annotation, molecular function: DNA-binding transcription factor activity, RNA polymerase II-specific; RNA polymerase II cis-regulatory region sequence-specific DNA binding. Bases 1 to 2571 code for a protein of 856 amino acids. The record is from RefSeq and is a predicted model, not a curated record. Gene Ontology annotation, biological process: regulation of transcription by RNA polymerase II.